AUGGCUGAAGAGAUGGCUGACGAGAGGGCUGGAGAGAGAGGGCCGAGGGAGAGGGCCAAGGGAGAGGGCCGAGGGAGAGGGCCAAAGGAGAGGGCCGAGGGAGAGGGCCGGAGAGAGAGGGCCGAGGGAGAGGGCCGGAGAGAGAGGGCCGAGGGAGAGGGCCGGAGAGAGAGGGCCGAGGGAGAGGGCCGGAGAGAGAGGGCAAAGGGAGAGGGCCAGAGGGAGAGGGCCGAGGGAGAGGGCCGGAGAGAGAGGGCAAAGGGAGAGGGCCAAGGGAGAGGGGAGAGGGCCGAGGGAGAGGGCCGAGGGAGAGUGCCGAGCGAGAGGGCCGAGGGAGAGGGUCGAGGGAGAGGGCCGGAGAGAGAGCCGAGGGAGAGGGCCGAGGGAGAGGGUCGAGGGAGAGGGCCUAGGGAGAGGGCCGAGGGAGAGGGCCGAGGGAGAGGGCCGAGGGAGAGGGCCGAGGGAGAGGGCCGAGGGAGAGGGCCUAGGGAGAGGGCCGAGGGAGAGGGCCGAGGGAGAGGGCCGAGGGAGAGGGCCUAG
Oncorhynchus keta (chum salmon) is the source of this 540-nucleotide messenger RNA. RefSeq names its product octapeptide-repeat protein T2-like. The coding region runs from base 1 to 540 and encodes 179 amino acids. The transcript has a single exon. NCBI's taxonomy places the organism in Eukaryota, Metazoa, Chordata, Actinopteri, Salmoniformes, Salmonidae. The record is from RefSeq and is a predicted model, not a curated record.